AUGGCUAGACCUGCCCCCCACCCUGCCUCGAUGCUGCUCCUCGCCCUCCUGGGGCUCCUGGAGCUGAGCCAGGCAGGCUCCCUGGCACCCGGAACCCCAGCCCGGAACCUCCCUGAGAAUCACAUCCACCUCUCGGACCCAGCAUUGUGGACACCUCAGACCAGCCACCAUCACCGGCGGGGCCCAAGCAAGAAGGAGCAGGGGCCAGGCAUGUCCAGCUGGGCCCAGGAUGGGGCUGUGGUCACUGCCACCAGGCAGGCCUCCAGGUUGCCAGGGACAAGGGCUCUGUCAGCAGGGCAGAGUCCUGCAGGCCUGCUGAGGGACAAAGACCUGCUCCUGGGGCUCGCACUGCCCUACCCUGAGAAGGAGAGCAGGUCUCCAGGGUCAGAGAGGGUGAAGAAACACGGCAGGGAGCACAAGAGACGCAGGGAGAGGUUGAAACUGCACCGAGGCCGAGCUUUGGUCCGAGGCCCCAGCUCCCUGAUGAAGAAGGCAGAGCUCUCCGGAGACCCGGCACCAGAUGCCACGAUGGAGGAGUCCUCCACCAGCCUGGCCCCCACCAUGCUAUUCCUGACCACCUUUGAGGUGGCACCUGCCACAGAAGAGUCCCUGAUCCUGCCUGUCACUUCCCUGCAGCCCCAGCAAGUGCUGCCCAGGCCUGGUGGGGAAGUGAUGCCCACGCUGGACAUGACCUUGUUCGACUGGACCGAUUAUGAAGACUUGAAACUGGAGGUCUGGCCCUCUGCAAAGAAGAAAGAGAGACACCGGAGUAAACCCUCCAGCGGUGGUAACGAGACGUCCCCUGCUGAAGGGGAACCGUGUGAUCAUCACCAGGACUGCCUGCCAGGGGCCUGCUGCGACCUGCGGGAGCACCUCUGCACGCCCCACAACCGAGGCCUCAACAACAAGUGCUUCGACGACUGCAUGUGCGUGGAAGGACUGCGCUGCUACGCCAAAUUCCACCGGAACCGCAGGGUCACACGGAGGAAGGGGCGCUGCGUGGAGCCCGAGACGGCCAACGGCGACCAGGGCUCCUUUAUCAACGUCUAG
Choloepus didactylus (southern two-toed sloth) is the source of this 1050-nucleotide messenger RNA. RefSeq names its product dorsal inhibitory axon guidance protein (gene DRAXIN). Gene Ontology annotation, cellular component: extracellular region. The record is from RefSeq and is a predicted model, not a curated record. NCBI's taxonomy places the organism in Eukaryota, Metazoa, Chordata, Mammalia, Pilosa, Megalonychidae. The coding region runs from base 1 to 1050 and encodes 349 amino acids. Gene Ontology annotation, biological process: Wnt signaling pathway; axon guidance. The transcript is spliced from 7 exons.